AAAAGAAAAAUCUAUUUUUGCUCCUACACUUGAUUCAUUUAAGUUAAGGAAUACUUACAAUGACACAGUUCAUGUCAUUAAACACGAAAAAUUGACUCAAAUUUAUAAAGGCUCCAUUGUAAGAGGUUGCUAUCAUGGGCUAGGUUUAAUAAUGUGGGUACAAGAAAGUGAAAAGCAAAUAUAUGAAGGGUAUUUUUAUGUAAAUCAGAUACAUGGUUACGGUCGCAUGAUUUAUGGAAAUGGUUUGAUUUUUGAAGUACCAACAAAUAAAUGUUGACAACUUAAAUAUUAAAUUAAUUAUCUGUUCACGAUUAAUUUUAGGGACUAUUUAAAGAUAACAUGCGUUUUGGACCUGGUGUGAUGACAUAUCCUAAUCAGUUUCAAGAAGUAGGUUUUUGGAUAGGGACUCGCAUUUUUCGUCUAACUUAUAAUUUGACAACAAAUUUAGUUCCAUCAUAUAUUUUACCAAAUGUUUCUUCGAAAAUAAAAUCACUUCAAUUCAAACACCUCAUUGAUCUUACCCAACCUCCUCAUUCAAUUAUCAAUAUACGUGAUGAUAAUGAAAAAUAUCUUAAUAUUCAUUAUUUGUAUCCUGCAUACACAAAACAUUUUAGGAGCUUAUUUUUUGAUUCAAUAACAUUUGAUAAAGAAUUUACUUACAAGACCAUAAUAUCGGAGAAUAAUGUACAGCUAAAAAAAGAUAAUCGAUUCAUAUGUGGCUAUGAUUUAGUCAAUUUGAUACAAAAGAACUAUUUAGUAAAUAAAAAUAACAAAGAAACUUCACAGUCAAAUAAUGAGUUUUUAUCGAACUUCAGUUUAAGUAUUGACGAACAAUAUGAAAUUUUAAAUGAUAAAUCGUGGUUCAUUAUUAAUAAUAAAAACGAUAAUAAUCAAUCCAAACAUUUAAAAUCAAAAAAAAAAAAAAAGAAAACGAUCAUCAAGAAAUAAUAUGUAACGACCAUAAUUUUUCAAAAAUGUUAGCAUACAAUAACAACAUUUUAGACAAAAUGAUAUUAGCACAUGCUUAUCAACAGCAAUUUGGUGAAAAGAUCUUACUGUACGAUAUUGACGAUAUUUGGAGUGGAAAACGGAAUAGGUUUAUGUCCUCGAGUAGUCAUGAGUUAGAAGCUGUAAAAUUUUUGACUAAACUAGAUCUAAACCCUGAAAGCAUACAACUUAUUAUCCGAAACUAUAAUAUUGAUUUGGACGUAGCGGAUUCUCGAGGGAAUACUCGUCUCAUGAUUUCUUCUGCCAAUGACCAACAUGAGGUUAUUAAAUGUUUAAUUAAUCUUGGCGCUGAAUUAGAAUGUUACAAUGAUGACGGAUUUACUCCUUUAAACCUAACUAUUAUGCGGUACAUAUGUUUAUUAAAUAAUAUAGAACAUUGGACUGAAUAUUUAAUACCUCACGUCAAUUUAAAAUUUAAUGUUAUAAAAGAAGAUCAACAUAUUACAUUAAAUAACAUACAGAAAAUAAACUUCUUUCAGCCAGAAAAUUUAAAAAACAUGAAGUUUACAGAAAACGAUGAUGAUGUUGAUGAGAUGAAUUCAUCAACAAUUCAAACAGCUACAAAAAAACAAACAUUAUUAGACUUAGCAGAAAAUACAAUACUACUUUUGAUUAAUAUGGGUGCUAAAGCAACAACUUGCACUGUUCCAAAAAUAUCAAUUCAUUUAGCAUUAUUGACUAUAAAUGCUAACAUUUUAAAAGCUGUGUUUGAAGCUGGAGGAUCUCCGACUUAUACUUCAUCUAAUGAGAACUACAAAUUAAAUUUAUUACACAUGGCUGUCAUGAUGCCCACAAACUAUAGCGUUGUUCAGUGUAUUAAAGUUUUAAUAACGCAAUGUGUCAAUCCAAAUUUAAAAGCAUUACCUAUGUUCAGUAUUUUUCGAUAUAAAUUACCAUGGAGUAAAUUAGCAAAUAAAAAUAAUGCUUCCGUGACACCUUUGGACAUUUUUUGCUUAAAAGAAAAUAUAUAUGAAUUCGAUGAAGAAUUAACUGUAGACGAGAAAUCAGAAAAUGAAUUAGCCUCUAUGCUUUACGAUGCUACGAAUAAAAGUCACACUUAUUGUGGUUUUGAACCCAUUGUUUUGGCUAUGUUAACAGGAAAAUUACAUUUGACCAAAAUGUUUUUGGAAAAAAAUAGAUCAGUUGUAAAUAAAAUCAUUUCUGGUUUUGGGACUCUAUUAUCAUUAUUACUUAAUCCAUUUUACAACUUUAAUUUAUCGAAUACAAAACUAAAUAAACUAUUGGAUUUAUUGUUAAAAACAAAUUCAAAUCCUUUAAAGAUUAUUAAAAUUUUCAAUAUGAAAUUCAGAGGCAAUAUUUGUGAAUAUUAUUCCAAUUUAUCGGAAUCAGAAAAGCUGAAUGGAGAAAAACACCCAUCAUACUAUUCAAAUAUCAUUGAAAUAAAGAAAAAAUUAAGAAAUUCCGGUAAAGAAAUUUUAGAUAUAAUUUAUUCGAAAAGAGCUACUAUUGCAUUAAUAAAUGACUAUAGAAAAAAUAUGAGCACACCAUCAUUAUCAGUUGAUGAGAAAAUGGCAAUGUUACUUUGGUUGAAUUUGGGUAAUGCAAUCUUUAAACAUCGUGCAAAAAUAGUGAAGAUGUCGAGUAAUCAGUUAUUUAAGUUUAAAACUGUACAAAAUAAUAAAUUUAAUAUAAAAGAGAAAAUGAAAAAUGAAACGUACAUAUUGUGUUUACAACAUAUAAAAUCAACAACACAUAAUCCAAUUAUUCUCACUAAAGAAGAGAGUCAGGUCUGUUAUGAAUGCUUGCAUCAUCAAUCAAAAGAAAUGGAAGCUUGUUCAAAAUGUUAUUUUGCUCUACUUUGUUCAGAAAGUUGUAAAAAUCAACAUAAUAAAGAAAAUAAUUGUAAAUUACAAUUAAGCGAGGAUUAUAUAAUUCAAAUUCAAAAUGAAUUAAAUAACAACAUAACUGCUACAAAAUCAAAUACAUCUUCUAAAAAUCAUAUUUUUACUGAAAAAUCUACAAUGAUAAGUGAACAAUUGAAAAGCAACGAAUACGUUUCUUUGUCUUUACUAUCAUCACACUCUUUAAAAUCGUUAUCGUUAACUACACAAUCACGGUCAUCGGAUUAUUCAAAAACAUCGGACAACACAUCUUCAGACGAUGCAAGUAAUUACUCUGAACAGUCACAAAAAGAAGUUAAUGGCAAUAAUGGCAUAACACAUUCAAAACAAUACAAAAAAAAGGAAUCAAAAAUUGGGUCAAAGUAUUCUAAGAAUAAUAAAACUUACAAUUCUUUAUCUUCAGAAAUCAAUAAUAGAGUUAGUAUCAGGAGCAGUAGUAACGGUCUAGAUGAUGACAAGAAGAACUAUAUUCAUUCGGAUAUUGAAGUUAUUAUAGAUGAUACAAAAAGUUACACUGCAGAUGAUGACUCUAAUCAAUUUAUGGAGUCUAACCAGUCUAAGAAAUCAAAAAAUAAAGUUAAAAAUACCAAAAAAACCCACUCAAAAAAAUACAAGAAAAGCGAUUUUGAAGUUAGAUCAAACUAUUCUAAAACUAAUAAAAUAGACAGUUCAGUAUCAGUACAGUUUAGUUCAGCAUAUUUACAAAGCACUAAUAGCAAGGUCAGAAUACUAAGUAAUAGUCGUUUAGAUAACGACAAGAAGUAUUUUCAUACGGAUAGUGUGGUUAAACUUCAAAAUAAUAAUGAACGAAAUAAUAGAAAAUCGGGAAAAAAUAUUACAAGAAAUCGAAAAAGAAAGCUUAUUCUUAACAAUAAAGUAAAUAUACCUAUAUCAUCUAUGAAAUAUAGAACUGUUAGAUCACCGGGUUGUUGGAUACCAAUAUUUAUGUUCAUCAACCGUGGCUCUUAUGAAGACGUAACUAUACUAAAAAAUGUAAUAAGCUCUGGAAUGUCAUAUAUUUUAAUGGUUAAAAAAAAUGGACAAGUUUACAACAAUAUCAUUGAUAAUCAAUUUGAAAUAUUAAAUAACUACAGUUUGAUAUAAAAUCACUUUAAUAUAUUUUUGAGAAGCAUGUAUUAAUGUAUUAACAAGUAUGGAAUAGAACUUAAAUAAAUAUAA
Molecule: messenger RNA, 4049 nt
Organism: Aphis gossypii (cotton aphid)
Lineage: Eukaryota; Metazoa; Arthropoda; Insecta; Hemiptera; Aphididae
Exons: 19
Coding region: 975-3974 (999 amino acids)
Molecular function (GO): protein binding
Source: RefSeq, a predicted model, not a curated record